UGCCAAGAGGAGAAGGUCUGGGAGGCACGAAGGAAAGGCUGGGGAAGAUCACAGCCAGGACAAAGAAAAUAUAUCUAGGCUGCACUUUGCAGGCACGAUGAAAAGCUUUCUUUCCUUUCCAGUCCUUGCAGUCCUUCUACUGGUGCACAGCUCCCAGGCAGUCUACGUUCAGGACGGAGACUUGAGAUUCUCCCUUGAGUCUGUGAAGAAGCUAAAGGAGCUGAUGGAUGAGAACAAGCACAUCAACCCUCGCAUGGUGGUUUCAAAGGCCAGCUACUCUCCAUGUGAUGAAAAAGAUCUCCCUAGGGAGUUCCAGCCUGUCUGCAAAAGAGAAGAUGCACUCAAGGUUUUUGAGAGGCUGAACGAGGCUGUUCACGAGGCUGAUCUGUGUGAGAUCUGCGCCAACGCUGCCUGCGCCGGCUGCUUCUGAGGGAGGAUGAAACAACCCAGGGAAGAUGCCUCAAGCUGGGACGUUUGUGCUUUCACGUUGCAAGAUCACGUACUUUCACAAAUCAAUAUUUGGGCUCCAUCUCCACUACGGCCAAACCGGAGCUGCCAGCUCAUGUAGACAUAGCAGGGGCAGUCCUGGAGGAGUCGGAUCAGGUGCCAGGGCAGGGCAGUUCUGGCAGCAAGGAGGCUGCAAACCUUGUGUGAGCGGGGUCACUCUGGAGUGAAAAUGCACCAGGCACAGUUCCAUUUACUGCUAUUAUGACUAGAUGGGAGCAGGGCGGGUGAAGCUGUCUCCUGCAGCCUUUUUAGUAUCUAAAUCUGCCUGUGAUUUGGCCUCCCCCACCCCUGACGCCCAGCAGUGCUGGGUUGUCCUCUUCUCCAGCCCCACUCUCUGCACUGUGUUGGACAACCCCCUCUACUCGUAGGUCUGCCCGUGAGAUGGGUGUUUGUAACAGAACUGCAGCAAGUGACUUGGGGUCAAGUUACUGGUGUUUUAGCAACACUUUUCCCAGCCAAAACAAUUCUCAGUCUUACUUGUGUGAAUUGUUGCCACCUUAGGGAACAGAUGUAGAGGAGCACAGGAACACUUUGUCCGUAGCUGUGUGGAAGCUCCCUUCUUGUGACAGAUACUCGUGUUCAUCAAGCUCUGUUCAGGAGAAGGGAAGUCCAAACUGCAAUGCUGGAACCCCUUUGAAAUGGAGACCUUGCCCUGCCAUUUUAUUUAUUGGUGAAAAGAUUGUGAAGGAAGGAUCUGCCCAUGUUUAUAUGCUGUAAAUGAAAUAAAAGCUCGUAAUGCA
This is a messenger RNA of Apus apus (common swift), 1247 nucleotides long. Its product is annotated as guanylin-like. Bases 98 to 430 code for a protein of 110 amino acids. The transcript has 3 exons. The record is from RefSeq and is a predicted model, not a curated record. NCBI's taxonomy places the organism in Eukaryota, Metazoa, Chordata, Aves, Apodiformes, Apodidae. Gene Ontology annotation, cellular component: extracellular region. Gene Ontology annotation, molecular function: guanylate cyclase activator activity.